This is a messenger RNA of Suillus fuscotomentosus, 2300 nucleotides long. RefSeq lists its product as uncharacterized. Bases 332 to 1813 code for a protein of 493 amino acids. Lineage: Eukaryota; Fungi; Basidiomycota; Agaricomycetes; Boletales; Suillaceae. The transcript has 4 exons. The record is from RefSeq and is a predicted model, not a curated record.
UAACUUAUGACUGACUCAGAUCUAGAUUUUUCACUGAGUUAUGUCAUCAAUGUAUGCAUCUCCUUAUCGAGUAAUCUCGCUUGAACCCAGGUCCCAGGGAUUCGCUCCUCCCAGUCUCUUUAUCCGAGCCUUCUCUACUUCAGGUUAUCUGCUCAUCCAUAGACCACUGGCCAGGCAUUGCACGGAGAAACACAUCAAAACCCCAAAAAUUUUCAAGGGUUUUAAUUAGGCGUUUGUUACAUAAUAACAUUUGCGUGUUCAAAUCUCCUUAAGCCUCUAAGCCUUCAAGCUUCAAGACCUCAUUGUUUGAUAUUUACUUCUAGUCCAUUUGAUGGGGAAAUCGUAUGUCGUAGUCGUGGGUUUGGAGCCAGGUAUAUAUCCCAAUUGGAUAGAAUGCAGUGGACAAACCAAAAAAGUUCCAGGCGCUGUUUAUCAAAGCUUUGAUACAUACGAGGAAGCUCUUGCAGUAUGGCUCGGAGCCUUGCAAAGGGGUGAAGUGAGGGCCGUCCGACCCAAUGGAGGCGCUGCGGCAGCUCCUGCCACUAGAAUCAAGAAUGAGAUGGAUGGUAACAUAUAUCAGCCGGUGACUCCGAGCAAAAUGGAUCGUGCUGCCAGCGCUCGUACUGUCAAUGUGCAGUCGCGCCAGACGCUAUGGGAUGAUGUGCCCCUUCUCCAUUCUCCACGCCAAGUGUUGUCACCAGAACCACCAACUGGAGUAACGCAGUACGUGGAACUACAGGACGAUCCUUGGCUUCAGCCAGAAAGAGGAUUGUCACCCCGAGUCACCGUGGAGGAUACAUCUUACACAUCUUCAAGUUCUUGCGUAAAUGAAGCGUCGCAUUUACUGAUGAGAUCCCGCCCCAGUCAUAUCAGAAGGGUCGAAUCUUCCCCCACCUCAUCCCUGACGUCCAUAGAGGAAACAACAUCCCCCCGAAAUAUACGUCGACAAGCGACUGCUCCUGCGUCAUUCGAGACGGGAGCGCGGUAUCCCACUAUCGAAGAGAUACGUAAAGGUCAGAAUUUGGAUCCUCGCGUCAUGAUUCCGCCUUCAAGGAUAUUUGAUCCUGCAAAUGUCAAACCUCGUCCAGGGGGUGUUUCCGGUCGCAGAAAGAAUGGCCAGAUGGAUGCAGAAUUGACGAGUCCUCAUUGUUCUACAACGCACCUUGUGCGAGAUCGUCUACCGGCCGUCAAUUAUCCAGAAGACGCCGCGCAAUCUAUUUCUUCUCUCCCACGACACCGACUUGCCAACAAAGGGAAGAGUCGAGCACCCAUAGAUGCUGCAACUGAAGCACGCGCAUCCGGUUAUGUUUCCGCCGACAGUCAACAUUCGUUCUCGCAGUACCCUUACCAUAUUCAAGAAGUCUACUCCCUUGAUAGGCCUGAACAGCGCAGCGUUGUUGUCGUGCACUGUCCACCAGGGAACGGCUGCUGUCAUAGACACUGUGAAAGCGCGUCUGCCUGUAGCGCAGUAAUGAAUGACAGGGUUCAAUCGCGCUACGCCGAUGUCGGAGUCUCUCCGACAAUAUCAAGUGUGAGCUUGGCUCGCACAAAGUCCAAUGUACAAGAUCCUGGAGCGCGGGUCUCUGAUGCCUCAAGUAGGCAGGGGUUCCAUUCUCUUUUAGGAUUUUCCUCCAUGCCCCAAGUUUCGCGUAGCAAUUACUCUGUCGAAUCGGACGUCCGUUCUCCAUUUGCCCGAGGGACAAGAAUCCCAUCAGGUCUGUCCGAGCUGUCGAUAUUCGGACGACCAUCCCCUGUGAUGCAGGGCUCGCCAGCGAGGGACAGGCACCGCAGCGUGGUGAUCAGCCGAGCAUGAUGUGAGGAUCAGACUAUCAGUUCAAGCCUACAUGUCCAUCAGAAGGUGAUGGUUGUUUUGUUGAUGCAAAGUGUUGUUUAUAUCGGUCUUGUUCUGUUCGAGAUACCCCUGGCUUAAAGGAUCUUGAUUCCUGAUGCCUGUUUGACUGGCAUGGCAGUUGGCUUCAUAUUGGUGCCCGGAUUUAAAGCACAUAUUUCUUCAUGUACUUGGUCAAAAGCGCAGAGGGGUGCGAGGUGAACAUGAUGGUCGAGAACCGAAAUCAUCCGUUGAGGUGAUCGCAGGGUGUCUCACGCCACAAACGCGUUUGGGCUGUCCUGGAGAACUGGCGAGUCACGAUAUUUCUUGGAUGAUAUUCUCUCCUUGACUCGCCAGAGGGCUUUGUUUUGUUGAUCGGUUUUUUCUGAGUCAUUAUCCUGCUGGGGUAUGCCCCGUAGGCUUUAUUCGACAUCAUAUGUGCUUUUGUGGUGGAUCUAGAUUCUGGUUUUCA